Molecule: messenger RNA, 1106 nt
Organism: Calliphora vicina (urban bluebottle blowfly)
Lineage: Eukaryota; Metazoa; Arthropoda; Insecta; Diptera; Calliphoridae
Product: collagen alpha-2(I) chain-like
Exons: 4
Coding region: 73-1026 (317 amino acids)
Biological process (GO): extracellular matrix organization
Cellular component (GO): collagen type IV trimer
Molecular function (GO): extracellular matrix structural constituent conferring tensile strength
Source: RefSeq, a predicted model, not a curated record
AUUUAAUGUUUUAAUUUUAUUAACAUAAUAAAGCUAUGAGCCAUUAGUGAAAGUGUAAAAAAGGGAAAUAAAAUGAAUUUAAAAAUAUUUUUUUUUAUUAGCGCAAAUGUUCUCAUACACUUUGUAAUGGGUGAACAAGAAUGUCCCACCGGAUGUCAAGGUGCUAAAGGUGAUCUUGGUUUGAAUGGUAAUGGACCUCCUGGACAUAGUGGUUUGCCUGGUAAUGUAGAAUUUCGUUUUAUUAAAGGUGAUCGUGGUUUUUCUGGACCCAUUGGACCAAAAGGUGAUGUUGCUCUUCCUGGUCCUCCUGGCCCUCCCGGUGAGAUACCACACUUAACCGACGAGGAAAAACAAACUAUGAUCUUAAAGGCCUACGAGAAUUUCACGAUUUCUUGCAAGCAUUCAACAAUAGCUAAUGGCCAAAAAUUAUCACCCGCCAAAACAUGCCGUGAUCUCUUUGCAAACUACCCUGACUACAACUCUGGCGAAUAUUGGAUUGAUCCCAACGAAGCUGAUCCAACUGAUGCAAUAUACGUAUUUUGUGAAAAGAAAAGACGAGCCACCUGUAUCAGGCCAGAGCCCAGUGAAUCUAAUGUAUUAACUUACAAUGGAACUGAAAAGGAAGUGUGGUUAAGCGAUAUGUUUUUAGGCAUGAAGAUACAUUAUAAUAUUGAUUCCAAUCAAAUGCGAUUCCUGCAGCUAUUGUCAUCAAAUGCAACACAAGAAAUAGUAUUCUUUUGCAAAAACACAGUGGCCUACGGCCGUAAUAAAUUGAACUAUUCAAGAAAGGGUUUGAAAUUAUUAACCUGGAAUGAUGCCGAAUUAAAGCCCGAGGGUUCCCGACUCCUAAGAUAUAAAGUCAAAUUGGACGAUUGUCGUACACUUUCCGGCAAUUGGGAAAUAACUAUUAUUAACUACAUCACCGACAAAACUCAACGAUUGCCUAUUGUCGAUAUAGCGAUACGUGAUGUGGGCCAGUUAAAUCAACAAUUCCGAAUUUUUAUGGAGCCAGCAUGUUUCUAUUAGAGUUUAUUUUUUCAGCUGAUCUAAACAAAAUGCUUAAAUAAUUGUUAUAUUUAAAUAAAAUUAAAUCUAAGCUGCUUGAA